This is a messenger RNA of Aspergillus vadensis CBS 113365, 1500 nucleotides long. RefSeq names its product protein phosphatase regulator SHP1. Gene Ontology annotation, molecular function: ubiquitin binding. The transcript is spliced from 3 exons. Gene Ontology annotation, cellular component: cytosol; nucleus. Gene Ontology annotation, biological process: proteasome-mediated ubiquitin-dependent protein catabolic process; autophagosome assembly; Golgi organization. The coding region runs from base 160 to 1326 and encodes 388 amino acids. The record is from RefSeq and is a predicted model, not a curated record. NCBI's taxonomy places the organism in Eukaryota, Fungi, Ascomycota, Eurotiomycetes, Eurotiales, Aspergillaceae.
GAACCACUGCAUCUUCCAAGUCACUGACAUUCUCCGCCUUUCUUCAAUAGUCUUUGUGCUUUUCCAUCUUCGAAUCAGUGCUGGGCUGCGAAGCUUCAUAAAAUCUAACACCAACCAUCCCAACGUGUGCAGUGCCGUCACGGUCGAUUUACUUCCAACAUGGAGCACAACGCGGACCGCGAUGAGAUUGUCUCUCAAUUCUGCGCCAUGACUAGGACGGAUCCUCACGAGGCGCAAGGCUAUCUGGCAGCCAACGAGUGGGAUCUCGAAGCCGCAGUCACCGAAUUCUUCGCCGAACAAGAUGAAGCCUCACAGGAUACUGGCGCAGCUGGUGGUGGUCGCCGACUCGGCGCUGAAUCGGAACCCUCUGCCGGCCGUUCGCUUGGUGGCAGCUCCUCUCAUUCCCCCUCCACUACCCCGCAGCUCUCAUCCCGCAGGUCGGCCCCGAAAAAGAAGUUUGCGACCCUGAACGAUUUUGCGUCGGGUGGAGGAGAAUCUUCAGAGGAAGACGAUGCAGUGAACCAAGACUUCUUUGCUGGGGGUGAGAAAUCGGGCUUGGCUGUGCAGAACCCCGAUGAUAUUAAGAAGAAGAUCAUUGAAAAGGCCAAAAGGGCUCAGCCUCCGCCAUCGGACGAACCCACCAGAAGGUCUUUCUUCACCGGCACCGCACGUACCCUUGGUGGUGAUGAGGCCCCCAGCAGAGUGAUCGAAUCCCCCAGUGCACCUGUUUCGCAGACACCGCAGCGCGUACAUAGAACUCUACACUUCUGGUCUGAUGGCUUCUCGGUUGAUGAUGGAGAGCUGUUCAACUCCGACGACCCCGCCAACCGCGAUAUCCUCGAGGGUAUCCGCCAGGGCCGUGCCCCGCUCUCUAUCAUGAAUGUGCAGGCUGGUCAGGAGGUGGACGUGGAAAUUAAACAGCAUGACGAAAAAUACGUGAAGCCUAAGCCUAAGUACAAGCCCUUCUCCGGGGCUGGACAGCGCCUCGGUAGCCCCACACCUGGUGUGAGAGCACCUGCGCCAGCAGCUGCCCCUACUCCCAGUCAGUCCACCGAGCCAGCCAAGCCGGACAUAGAUGAGUCGCAGCCGACGGUGACUCUUCAAAUCCGCCUUGGAGACGGCUCACGGCUCACUUCCCGGUUCAACACCAGCCAUACCAUUGGUGACGUGUACCAGUUUGUGACCGCUGCCAGCCCUAGCAGCCAGUCGCGUCCCUGGGUAUUGAUGACUACGUUCCCCAGCAAGGAUCUCUCCGACAAGAGUGUUGUGCUGGGUGAUAUGGCGGAGUUUAAGCGGGGCGGCGUGGUGGUACAGAAGUGGCAAUAAGUGUGGAGGUAUAGUCCUGUUGGGUAUAGAGGUGUGCAUAAGCUCGGUGCAAUUUCUCAUAACGUCAGGAUUUAGUGAUAGGCAUUUUAGGCAUAGAUAUGAGUUGAUGAGAAGCAGCUCCCGAGUUAUGUCAUGAAAUGAUACAAUGAUGAUCAGUAAUGAGCAGUCUAGGGU